Planococcus citri (citrus mealybug) is the source of this 7966-nucleotide messenger RNA. RefSeq names its product trichohyalin-like. Bases 617 to 1933 code for a protein of 438 amino acids. NCBI's taxonomy places the organism in Eukaryota, Metazoa, Arthropoda, Insecta, Hemiptera, Pseudococcidae. The record is from RefSeq and is a predicted model, not a curated record. The transcript has a single exon.
AAUAGUUCAUCAUAUUGUAGAGGGAUACGUGACUACGUGAGGUUAAAUAAAAAUAAGAUAAUAAGAUAUGCACGUAGUUUAAAUAUACCACCUAAUAUUUAUAUGAGCUAGCCAUGAUAAUUGUACAGUCGAAUUAAUAAAACAAUUGCCGAAACGUAUUCGAGUCGUUUUUUUGUUAUUACAUAUGUGGCGCCUAGCUACGGGCUUGAAAGAAAAUCAAGUAUUCGCGUUUGUAGAUAUGUACGUUUAAAUUUCGCGUAGUAAAGAAAAAGUUACACGUAAUUAUCGUUGGCAUAGUACCUAAACAUGUUAAAAAUGCGCGAUUAAGCGAAAAAAAAAAAAUAAUAAUAACUGUACGAAAUCGAAAGUGUAUAAUUGUGACCUGCAUUCGCGACAGCCAGUAACGAGUUCAAAACCAAAGCAACAUGUCGAGAAUUUAAACAGCAAUUGACCAAAGACAACCUAUCCAAUGAAAAGCGAAACCGAAAAAGAAGCCAGAAAAAUUUUCCGAAGAUUAAUGGGUGAAAUUCAAACCAAAUCCGUCAGAGUGUCCAAAGAAAACCUAUCCAAUGAAAAGCCAAACCAAUAAAAAGCCAGAAAAAUUCUCCGAAGAUUAAUGGAUGAAAUUCAAACCAAAUUCGUCAGAGUGUCCUGGAUUUACGACCUACCAAAAGAAACUAUCUCGCAGUUAAUCAACCAAAAUUUCCCAGAAGAAGAAGUAUCCGAUGAUGAUUUAUUAGAAACCCUCAGGAAGAAAUUGGUAUCGUUAGUGCGGUUAGAAGUAAAUUUAGAAUUAGCACUAAAACUACAAAAUAAGUAUAGUGUAGAACAUAAGCCACUAGCAUUGGAAGGGCUUGACGAGAUAAAAUUGAGGAGGUUAGAAAGAGGUAAAGAGGAGUUUAAAAAGAGUGAAGAGGAAAAGAAAAAAAAAGAAGGGGAAGAGAGAAAAAUAAUUGAAGAACAGAAAAGAAUAGCAGAGCAGAAAAAAAUUGAACAAGAAGCUGAAAAGAAACGAAAAGAAGAGGAGGAAAAACUGAAAAGAGAAAAUCAAGAAAGUGAAGAAAGUGACGACGAAAUGGGUGAAACGAAAAUUGAGAUUGCUAAGUUCUCAGGAAAAAGUGGAGAAUUUGAUGGGUUUAUGAAAAAAUUUGAAAUUGUGAGCAAAGUAAGAAAAUGGUUAGAUGCAGAAAUGGUAUUGAGAUUUCCGUUAUACCUAGAAGGAUAUGCCUUUCAGUACUAUAUUACAGAGUGUGAAAAAGAAACAGAAUUUGAGGCUAUCAAGACGAAAAUGGAGAACAGAUUUAAAGUAUCAAAAUUAAUCAGGGAAGACCAGUUAUUUUCGAGAGAACAAGGAGAGAAUGAAGAAGCCAUGAAAUUCUUAACGGAGAUAGCAAGUGAAGGUAAAGAGUUGAAAAUGGAGGACAGUGCAAUCUGUAGAAUCGUAUUGAGAGGACUGAAGAAAGAAAUAAUUGAGAAGAUAGGUAUGUUUGAUAAUACGUCAAUAGAGAAAUUGGAAGAGAACAUACGACGAUACGAAUAUGAGAGUAAAAUAAUUAGCAAGAAAAAGGAUGAUUUGUCAGAAAAAGUGAAGCUCCUUGAGGCUGAAAUUAAGAAAAUGAAAGCAGCAAAGGAAGACGAAGAACUAAUCAAAGAGCUAGGAUUGGCUGUUCAUGAAAAGAAAGUGUGUGAAUGUAGGUGUAAUAAGAAUGAUAAAGGAAAUUACUCAGGUGGAAGACAAGAUAACCGUAAUUACCAAAGGAAUAAUAAAUAUUGCAAGAUCUGUAGAAGAAAUGGUCACCACACCAACGACUGUUGGUAUAAUGACAAAAAUAAAACCCCUAUUAACGAAAAAAGAAAUGAUAAUAGGUAUUGUGAUAAUUGUAAAAAACCAGGGCAUGAAACUGACAAGUGUUGGUAUAAACCAAAAAACUAGGUGAGGGGGAGUCUCGGCUCCCCGACCCCAAAAGUGUAGAAAAACCAGAGCAAAUCUUUCUCGUGAAAAUUGCAAAUUUAAAACUACCAGUACGUAUAAAAAUAAACAAUAAAGCUAUCGAAGGAAUUCUUGAUACUGGGAGUAAUCACACUUUGAUCAAAUCAUCUCUGGUAAAUAAAAAUGCAGGUCUACAAGAAUCAAAUUUGGGGUUAGUAGGAGCAGGAGAAGAAACGUUAGAGGUAGAGGGAGUAACUAAAAUGCAGAUUAAAAUAGAAGGGAAAGAGUUCGAGGUCAACGCUCAAGUCAUCUCCAAUUUAUGUGCUGAUCUCAUCUUAGGAGUGGACUUUAUGGAAAAAUAUGGGACAUGUAUUGAUUUUAAAACUCGUACCAUUUCAAUAAACGGAGAAUUAAUAUUUAAUAUUGACGAGAAAUGGUUAAAUCAAAUAAAUCACGAACAUGUAUGUAUUGUGAAAAAUCAGCACAUAGUUUGCAAGGAUGACGUGACCAUUCCGCCUAAUGAAAAAAUUGCACUAUUAGUAAAUACAACUGAUGAACAGAUAGGGAAAAUAACACCACACCAGUACUUUGUAAAUAAUUCGGGAAUCAAGGUUUCAAGUUCGCAUAAAAUGAAUGACCAGACACACGUAAUUUGCUUGAAAAAUUAUACAAACGUUGCAAAGAAAAUCCGAAAAAACCAAAAAAUAGCAACAGUCAGCGAAACAAGCAAUAAGAAAGUGAAACCUAGUGUAUACAAGAGUGUGUAUGAUAAUGAGGGAAAUGAGAUAUGUAUUUCUGACAAAUUAACACCACAACAAAGACAACGAGCUGAAGAGCUAAUUAAACGUUACAAACAUAUAUUCACGACAAAUCCUCUCAAGUUGAGGAAAGCAAAGGCUGAUCCAUACAAAUUGAAGUUGAAAGAUGACGAACCAGUCGUGUUAAAAAGCUAUAGAUUAGCACCAGUAGAAAGAAAGGCGAUUAAGAAAAUUAUCAACGAAUAUAUAGAAGCAGGUGUAUUGAGACGAAGUACGUCAAAUUAUGCAACUCCUGCAUUUGUGAAAAGGAAAAGUAAUGGAGAAUAUAGACUGAUUUGCAACUACAAAAAAGUGAACAAAAAAUUGAUAAAAGAUCAUAACUCUGUACCUAGGACUGAUGAUUUAUUCAUGUGUCUGGGAGGAUGCCAAUAUUUCAACAUCAUGGAUUGCUUUCAGGGCUUUUUUCAAAUACCAUUGGACCCUGAAAGCUGGCACAUAACUGCUAUCAUAGUGGAGAACCAAUUAUAUGAGUUCACUUGUUUGCCACAGGGACUAGCUAACUCUCCUGCGGCAUUUUGCAAAGAAAUGAACAGCAAAAUGGCUGAUAUUUUAUACGAAGGAACAAUCAUUUACAUGGAUGAUAUAUGUAGUUAUGGUAUAGAUUUUGAAACUGCUUAUGCGAACCUUGAAAAAACUUUACAAAGACUAGAGAAAAUGAACAUGAAACUUAAAACUACAAAAUGUCGAUUUUUUAUGGAAGAAGUAGAAAUGCUAGGUCAUAAAAUUUCUCGUAAAGGGAUUGAGCCAUUAAAAAAGAAUGUGGAGGCGGUAUUAAACUACCCAAAGCCAAAAACAGUAAGACAAGUAAGAGGAUUCAACCAAUUGUGCUCAUAUUAUCGAAAAUUUGUAAAGAACUUUUCAAAAAUAGCCUUACCAUUGACAAAUUUGACGAGAGGUGAUCCAAAAGGGAAUGAAAAAGUCGAAUGGGGGCCUGAUCAGGAAGAGGCAUUUCAAGCAUUAAAAAAGGCUAUCACAUCAAAACCAGUGUUGGAAAUUUACCAUGAGGACAGAGAAACUAUCUUGGAGAUAGAUGCUUCAAAAGUAGCUAUUGGAGCAGUGUUAUGUCAGGUGAAUGAAAGUGGUCAGAAAAAACCGAUAGCCUAUUUUAGUAAAAAGAUGCCUGAAAAGAAGAGAGUGGAUUGUGCGUACGACCUGGAAUUAACAGCGUUAACGGAGUCAGUUACGCACUUUCGAGAGUAUCUGUAUGGGAAGAAAUUUACGGUACUAACGGAUCAUGAUGCCCUAACACAUACGUCAAAAAUACAAGAACCAUCAAAAAGACUUGCAAGGAUGAUUCUCAAACUAUCAGAGUAUGACUAUGAAAUCAAACACAUUAGUGGUGUAAAAAAUAGUGUACCAGACAGCCUAUCGAGAGUAGAAAUUGAAGAACAUGUAAACAGUGUGAGUGUAGCAAAGAAUGUAUUGAAAAACCCAGAUGUAAAAAAUAUUAUCGAAGAGCAAAAAAAUGACAGAUUUUGUGUAGGAAUCAAAAAUGCUCUAGAAAAGAAGCCAGAUAAAAAUGAAUACUCAAAAGAAGAAAUAAAAAAGUUCGAUAGGUGGAGUCGAAGGUAUGAAAUAGAGGAUGGGUGUCUAAAGUACCAAAUUUUUAACCGACAAGAAAAGAAAAAACUGAUUGUAAUUCCAGAGAAUGUGAAAGAAAAGGUUAUGCAAGAGGCACACGACAGCCUAUUAGGAGGUAUACACCAGGGAAUACAAAAAGCGUAUGGGCGAAUCAAGAAUCUGUAUUACUGGAAGAACAUGUAUACAAACCUAGAAAAAUACAUAAAAACGUGUGUAUCAUGUCAGAUGAGAAAAGAGGAGAAAAAGAAAAACGGAUUGAUGCAACAUGUGAAGAUUGAAAAAUGCAGAGUGAUGGGACAUUUGAUGAUUGACUUUAUAGGCCCAGUUACAAAAAGUGAAGGUAGGGAGUAUAUUUUGGUAGGUACAGACGUAUGCACAAAAUUUGGAAUAGCGAAACCAGUGCCAAGGGCAACUGCUGAAAAUGUCAUCACAUUUUUGAUGGAAAUUGUCACAAGAUACGGUUUACCUGAGAAAAUUUCAACAGACCGGGGAACACAUUUCAAAAACAAGGACUUAAGCGAAGUAUGCGAAAAGUUGGGAAUAGAACUUGUGCACAGCACAGCAUAUAGCCCACAAUCACAAGGGUCAGUUGAACGUUUCAAUGGCACGCUAUGUAGAGCACUUGGCCACUACGUAAACGAUGACCAAAAUAAUUGGGCUAGAUACGUACCAUACGUAACUUAUUCGUAUAAUACAACGCCUAUGAGUCAACUAAAUGGACUUAGUCCAUAUUAUGUGAUGUUUGGGCAAGAACCCAACACCCCAUUAAAAAAUGGUCUGAAAAUCAACAAUAUUCAAAGAGAAAACAGAAGAAUGAAGGAAAUUGAAAAAUUACAAAAAAUUAGGAACGAAAUACCUAAAUUAAUCUACGAAAGUCAAGAAAAGAAUAAAAUGUAUUACGAUAGAAAGCAUAAAUUCGUAGAAUUUGAAAAAGGAGAUAAAGUAUUGAUUGAAAAUCCAUUUAGGGACAAGAAAAAAUUCAGUCCAAAGUACACAGGUCCGUAUGAAGUCAUUCGAAAACUCAGUGACGUAAAUUAUGUGGUGAAAAUUCCUCAUAGAGGGGGAGAAAAAGAAGAGAUCAUACACAUUAGGAGGAUGAAGGAGUUUAGGUCAAGAUAAAGACAGUCAGGUCAAAUAGACAGGAGAGGUAAAAAUCCGAGAUUGAGAAUUGAAGAAUUUCAGUUCAACUAGAAUAGGUAAGUUCAAUGCCAUGGGUGACGGCCGCACCUUAGCUGAGAAUUAGAUAGGAAAGGUACAUGAUCGAAAUACAAAACAAUAUAGCAAAGUAAACAAAUUGAAGGUAGAAAUGUGUAUGGCUAUGAAAAAGACACGUAAAUCAAAACAAUAACAAAAACUGAGAGUAGGAAAAUAUGUACUACAAUAUCUAUGGAAAACGAAUACAUAAACCAUUAAUGGUGAUAGAGAGCUACGAUUAGCAACUCGAAAAGUAAUCAAUUGUGAAAAUUUAAUCGUCAUAAAUUUAUGAUUUUAAUCGCCAUAAAUUCGUGAUAAUUAUUUGACAAACGAAAAGUGACAAAGUGCUGUGAGUAGCAACUCAUAUAGUAGUCAAAUUGUGAACAUUUAAUCGUUAUAAAGUCGUGAAAUUAAUUGUCAAACGAAGAAAAACGUAAAAAAAUAAUGUUCGGGAAAAUUAUUUUGUGUGCUGGGAUCCUACAAGCAGUCCAAGCAAUCACUACGGAGAUACAUAGUGGAUUAGUAUUCAAGAAACUCGAAAAUGCUGUCCUGUAUGAAUCAUCAAUUCCGAUACUCUAUGAGAUAGACUACCCAAUUCCUAGAAAAGUAACAGUGCAAACAUAUUGAAAAAAGAACAUGUGAGGAUCUCACAGGCAAUGAAACAGACCUAGGAAUGUGUGAAAUAAUGAAGAAAAACGAUGAAAUUAUCAAAGAAAUGGACCACUACUUGAACACUGAAUUAGCCAGUCAGCAAUUUCGACACGAGAGUGGACACCAGCAUGAGCGGAGGAAGCGAGGGGUACAGUUCUUAGGAGAUGCGCUGGCGUGGUGCUGCAAUAUAAUUACUGAAAAGCAGACGAAACCCAUAUACCACAACGAAAAAACUUUAACAAAAGGAUUUUAUCGUCUCAAAAGCCAAGUCAUAGAAGAACAUGCAGCUCUAUUCAAUGUAACAACCCAGAUAAACCAGUUUAUGAUGACCACUGAGCAAAGGACAAAACAGUCAGGUGAAGUUAUGGAAUUAUUGAAAAAUGUUAUGGUGAAAGAAAAAGACAAGACUGAUAGGGAAAUAAUCGAUUUAAUAAGCAUUUUAGGGUCUCUAUACAAUAUGAUGGAAAAUCAGUUUAGCAUUAAUUUUUUCAAAGAAACAGUAAAUCACUGCAAAAAGAACCUAAUUCCUCCUGAAAUUAUCAAUAGAAAAACUUUAAAAAAAGAUUUGAUCAAAUUAAACGAAGAGUUGAACAAACUAAAUAAAAUAACUGCAAUAGAAACACAUAAUAUACUCGAAUAUUAUUCAUUACCUAUAGCACAAUGUCAAUUCUCUGAAAACCACCUAGCUAUCCAAAUAAAAAUCCCAAUUAAAAAUAAUAACCAAAUUUGGAACCUAUAUAAUUUCAAAACUAUUCCUUUUACGUAUGAAAAUAAAGUGUGUAAGGUGAAUGUAGACGAAUUUUUAAUAGCUCAUGAGGUAAAUGAAAACGAAGUAACAAAAGUUCGAAAAGAUAACUGUGAAAACAACGACUACUGCUACAUGAAUAGAUACGAAAUUACAAGUGGGAAUGAGGAGUGUGUCAAAGCCAUGUUUAAAAAAGUUGAGAAAGGAAAACUGAACAAAGUAUGCGAGUUUGAAUGUGUUGAGAAGGAAGAGACAGUCGUUGCAAAGAUAGGACCAAGUGAAUAUGUGUUAUCAAACUAUAAGGGGGAGAUCAAGUUAUAUAAUCCGAGUACGAGAAAUCAUAAGACUAUUAUUGGAACGAAUGAAGGCAGUUUACGAUUGAAAGUUCCGUGCGGAUACCAGGUGAGAGAACAACUUGAAGGGAGAGAAAGGACGAUCAUAAGUGAAGAGAUACCAUGCAACAAAGAGGUAUUGGAAGAAGAGAAGAUGGUAGUGCCAGUGCAAUGGACAAAAUUAGAGGGAGCGAGUGUGGCUAUUGAAGGGAGAAUAGAAUUUGCGAAAAUGAAUGACAUACUAGAUAAAAAGUGGAACGAGAGUGUGCCCAUUAAAUUUAACAAAGAGAUCGAGAGAAGGCUAGGGGAUGUAAAAAUCGAAGAAUACCGGGGAAAAGGGGAUUUUCUAGUAAUUAUAUUACUUAUAUGGAACAUCCUCUUAACCUUGGGUCUACUAGCUACUACAAUCAUAGGAUUUAAAUAUGUUAUGUACAUUAAAAAUACGCGAAUAAAAUUAGAUACUGCAAUUGAAACCCACAAUAAUUUAUAAGAAUGUAUAUAAAAUUACUAAAAUAGAUAGGUUAAGUAUACAUAAUGCUGUGAGGACACAGCCUAAAAAAGUACAGGGAAUAUGUAGAGGGAUACGUGACUACGUGAGGUUAAAUAAAAAUAAGAUAAUAAGAUAUGCACGUAGUUUAAAUAUACCACCUAAUAUUUAUAUGAGCUAGCCAUGAUAAUUGUACAGUCGAAUUAAUAAAACAAUUGCCGAAACGUA